Molecule: messenger RNA, 970 nt
Organism: Eruca vesicaria subsp. sativa (arugula)
Lineage: Eukaryota; Viridiplantae; Streptophyta; Magnoliopsida; Brassicales; Brassicaceae
Source: the annotation of a GenBank genome assembly
CAAUAACCCUAAACUUCUGUAACGUCGUUGAAACCCGCCGCAAUUAUCUGUACUCUGUAGCGUUGAGGGAGACGAUUUCAAUCUAUGGCUGACGUUGAGAAUCAGCAGGAUUCCUCGAUUCCAGUGAAGCGGAAAUCGGAUCUCUGUUGCGAGCAAGACGAGGAGAAUGUGGCGAACAAGGCUCAGAAGCUUAAUCCUUCGUCGAGCUCUGCUGAUUCUGAGUCUAAAGACGGUGGAGAAGUUAAUGGAAGCAGCGUCGAGGAUCUGAAAUCGUCGAUCUCGCUUGAGAAGCAUGAAGGUGGAGAUGGAGAAGAAGAGGAAGAAGAGGAAGAAGAGGAGGAAGAGGAGGAAGAGGAGGAAGAGGAGGAAGAGGAGGAGGAGGUUGAGAGGAAAGGGAAAGGUAUAUCGAGAGAGGAUAAGGGAAAAGGAAAAAUGAUUGAAGUUGAAGAAAGUGAUGAUAGUGAUGAUAGUGAUGAUGAUGAUGAAGAUGGUGAUGAGUAUGAUGAGAGUGAUUUGUCUGAUGAUCCUUUAGCGGAGGUGGAUUUGGAUAAUAUUCUUCCGUCGAGGACGAGGAGAAGAUCGAUUCAGCCUGGAGUUUACAUUUCUAACGAACGUGGUGGAGUUAACGAGGAGGAUGAUGAUGAUAGUAGUGAUGAUAGUGAUGCUUAAACCUUUUUAGCUAUAAGGAAGGUUUAGUUGUUAAGAUUUAAGAAGUCAAGAUUUUAGUAAAAGAGAGUUUGUUUGUGUUCAAGUGAUUGUUAGUGUUUUGAACUCUUGAACGUAAGUGUGUUAUAUAUUAUAUCUAUGAUGUUAUGUGCAAUUCAGCUCGUUGUGCCUCUCUUGGGUUUUAUGAUUCUAUUUGAUUGUUGCAUAAAGUCCUUGUUUUUCUCGAUUCUGUGUGUGUAGAGUUCGUUGCUUGUAUGCUUGUGGCUUUUAAGUUAAAGAAAGCUAGUACUAGUGUUGAAGUGGU